Molecule: messenger RNA, 2423 nt
Organism: Haliotis rufescens (red abalone)
Lineage: Eukaryota; Metazoa; Mollusca; Gastropoda; Lepetellida; Haliotidae
Product: leucine-rich repeat-containing protein 23-like
Exons: 9
Coding region: 209-1264 (351 amino acids)
Molecular function (GO): protein binding
Source: RefSeq, a predicted model, not a curated record
AAUUUCCACAGACCAGUCUGAAAUAACUCAAAGACCCAAAUGUUCCCAACCGUCGCCAGGCAGUCAAUUUUGUUAACAAAUGGGCGUUUGAGGCGAAGCGGUCUCUAUGGCAACAGGACGCCAUUUUCUCAGUCAACACGUUUAGCUGUCUGCUGUUGACAGUUUAUUUUGCUUUCAGUUUUGGAGAGGUUAACAGUAAAAGUUCACAAUGUCUGAUCUUGAAGGAGAGGAAACCUUUGACGAAGAGGAAGUCGGUGCCGAAGAAGCUGGAGAGGAAGAACAGCUUGAUGAGGAAGAAAAAGAACUUGGCGAUGAGGAACAGGCCGAAGAUGAGCAAGUUGAAGAAGAAGAGGAGGAGAAACCUCCUGCUAACCCCUUAACAGAAGAGAUAAUGGCAGAGAGCUUGUCCUUGUUGUGUAAGACUGGGGAUGGACUUUCACAUGCCUAUGUAAGACUCGACACACAUGACAGAGAAAUCACAGAUAUUGGCAUACUUAAGGGAUUUAUCCACUUACGCUAUGUGGAUGUGACUAAGAACAAUCUGAAAGACAUAUCUCCUCUGUGUGCACUGACACACAUGCUGACACUGAAGGCAGAUGAGAACAUGCUGACCAGUGCUAAGUUGGAGGAGAUGCCAUUCCUACAGGUGGCCAGCUUCAGCCACAACCGCAUCAACAACACCGAGGGAAUCAACCAUCCAAACCUAGAAAUACUUAAUCUCAACAACAACAACAUAUCCCAUGUGUCAGGUCUCGAUGCUUCGAAGCUCACCCGAUUACACACACUAGAACUCCGGGGAAACAGACUAGAGUCCACAGAUGGAAUUUACUUGCCAAACCUUAAAAACCUUUUUCUUGGGGCCAACAUGAUCCGUCGAUUGGAGGGGAUGAGUAGACUUAGCGGUCUCACAACACUUCAUCUCCGUGACAACCAGAUAGACAAUCUUGAAGGGUUUGCAGAGGAACAGGGGAUGCUCCAAUAUGUCAACCUCAGAGGCAACAAUGUCUCCAAUAUAAAGGAAUGCAACAAACUCAAGUUGCUGCCCAAACUGAGAGCUUUAGCUCUUGGAGAGAACCCUAUAGCAGAGGAGGACGACUACCGCCUGGAGGUGCUCAUCUCACUCCGCAGUCUGGAGCGGCUGGACAAGGACGAGUACACAGGGGAGGAGCGCAGUGAGGCAGAGGAGAUCCAUGAGCAGAGGCGGCAAGAGGAGUUGGCCAAUGAAGGGGUAACAGAAGAGGAAACCGUGGAGAAACAAGACUAGAGUAACAUAGCAUCAACAAAUGAAGAGGUGAUACCAUCUGAUGAGGAAGGGGGAGACAACUGAACAGGCAUGGUGUUCUGACAGCUACACGUGGUGGUGAACCCAACCUCAUUAACAUCAGAUCUUAGUACUCACAGCAGCUAAACAAAGAUCUGAGGACAUCGCAUUAGGGGUCACAUCAGAACGACCUUUCAUCCAUCAGAGCAUCGCUUACCAGAUCAUGAAAGUGACAGUCGGAAUGUGAUUUCUAAAAAAACUUUAGCACAGGUUAUUCCGAACAAUAAUUACGGGCUUAAUGAUUGAAUCCACACAAUCUUGACCACCUACUAGCCAUUCCAGAAUGUUCUUUUGUUCAGGUUUCAAAUUUUAAAAUCGCGAAUUUGUAAAAAUAUAUUUCGAAGCAUUGUCGUCAAUUUGAAAUUUGUGCCGUAAAGCACGUGAAAGCUGCCUUCCGAUUGGCUAAUGUGGACUUCUUGUCAGUCAUUCCUUUGGUCAGUCAAAGUUCGCGCAAGAUCCAUCUGUCAUGACCCGUAAUGGGGUGUCCUCAGAUCUUUGUUUAGCGGUAGCGAGAACUAAGAUCUGAUUUUAAUGAGGUUGUGGUGAACCAGUCAACCGUCCAUUCUUCAUGAAUCUCGGAUCCUUUAUGACUCUUAUCAAAGAACUUCAGGUUUAAUUGUUGACAUGGCAACUGACGGAUAUUGAAUGUCUGACAAAGGUCAUACAAUUCUGUUGAAGUAUUGAAAUGGCUUCCAGUUUAGGUUUAUCCUGAAACCUUUUACUUUGUACAAAGAACAUGUCCAUGUAUUACAAUAAUCAGCAUUUUCUACCCUCAUGUGCCCUGAACAUAACAUUGUAGCAUAGCAAGUUGUCAUGGGACAAACAUGUUAGGUCUGCUUUCGUCUGUGAUAUCACAUCCGGCCACGCAUUGGAAUCGGUUGCUAUAUUUUCUUUCUUCAUUGUUUCAUGUGUAAAUUGUCUUUUAAAGCCGACAAAUUAUUACUUUUUACCCAACAUUGAAUGAAUUUUUAGACAGUUGUUUAAGACAGAAAUAUUAAUACCGCCACUUGUGCCUCACGGUGAAAAUAUAGCAACUGAUACUGGCUGUAUGUAUUGUAAUUACAAAUUGAAAUGUAUUUCAUAAUAAAUAUUUAUUAUUGUG